Messenger RNA from Pelmatolapia mariae (spotted tilapia), 2973 nucleotides. Its product is annotated as NLR family CARD domain-containing protein 3-like. Gene Ontology annotation, biological process: intracellular signal transduction. NCBI's taxonomy places the organism in Eukaryota, Metazoa, Chordata, Actinopteri, Cichliformes, Cichlidae. The transcript is spliced from 7 exons. The coding region runs from base 1 to 2973 and encodes 990 amino acids. Gene Ontology annotation, molecular function: protein binding. The record is from RefSeq and is a predicted model, not a curated record.
AUGAAGCAGGAGGAGUUGGCAGAUCAUCUACAGAGAAGUCUAAUUGGAGUUUUUCAGCAUCAUCACAAGACUGUCUUAAAGAGGAAGUUCCAGCAUGUGUUUGAGGGCAUCGCUAAAGCAGGAAACCCAACCCUUCUGAAUCAGAUCUACACAGAGCUCUACAUCACAGAGGGAGGGAAUGCACAGGUUAAUGAUGAACAUGAGGUCAGACAGAUUGAAACAGCAUCCAGGAAACCAGACAGACCAGAAACAACAAUCAGACAAGAAGACAUCUUUAAAGCCUCACCUGGAAGAGAUGAACCAAUCAGAGUUGUUCUGACAAAGGGAGUGGCUGGCAUUGGGAAAACAGUCUUAACACAGAAAUACACCCUGGACUGGGCUGAAGACAAAGCCAACCAGGACAUCCAGUUCAUAUUUCCAUUCACUUUCAGAGAGCUGAAUGUGCUGAAAGAGGAAAAGUUCAGCUUGGUGGAACUUGUUCAUCACUUCUUUACUGAAAUCAAAGAAGCAGGAAUCUGCAGGUUUGAAGACUUCCAGGUUGUGUUCAUCUUUGAUGGUCUGGAUGAGUGUCGACUUCCUCUGGACUUCCACAAAACUACAAUCCUGAGUGACCCUAGAAAGUCCACCUCAGUUGAUGUGCUGCUCAUAAACCUCAUCAGGGGGUACCUGCUUCCCUCUGCUCGCCUCUGGAUAACCACACGACCUGCAGCAGCCAGUCAGAUCCCUCCUGACUGUGUUGACAUGAUGACCGAGGUUAGAGGGUUCACUGACCCACAGAAGGAGGAGUACUUCAGGAAGAGAUUCAGAGAUGAAGAGCAGGCCAGCAGGGUCGUCUCCCAUAUCAAAACAUCACGAAGCCUCCACAUCAUGUGCCACAUCCCAGUCUUCUGCUGGAUCACUGCUACAGUUCUGGAGGAUGUGCUGAAAACCAGAGAGGGAGGACAGCUGCCCAAGACCCUGACUGAGAUGUACAUCUACUUCCUGGUGGUUCAGGCCAAAGUGAAGAAGGCCAAGUAUGAUGGAGGAGCUGAGACAGAUCAACACUGGAGUCCAGAGAGCAGGAAGAUGAUUGAGUCUCUGGGAAAACUGGCUUUUGACCAGUUGCAGAAGGGAAACCUGAUCUUCUAUGAAUCAGACCUGACCGAGUGUGGCAUUGAUAUCAGAGCAGCCUCAGUGUACUCAGGAGUGUUCACACAGAUCUUUAAAGAGGAGAGAGGACUGUACCAGGACAAGGUGUUCUGCUUCAUCCAUCUGAGUGUUCAGGAGUUUCUGGCUGCUCUUCAUGUCCAUUUGACCUUCAUCAACUCUGGACUCAAUUUGCUCGAAGAACAACAAACAAUCUACUGGUGGUCCAAACUAUUUAGAAAACAAGACUCAAGGAGAGAAGAAGAAACCACAGAGAAACGCUUCUACCAUAGUGCUGUGGACAUGGCCUUACAGAGUCCAAAUGGACACCUGGACUUGUUCCUCCGCUUCCUCCUGGGUCUUUCACUCCAGACCAUUGAAACUCUCCUGCAAGGCCUGAUGACACAGACAGGAGUUAGCUCACAGACCAAUCAGGAAACAGUCCAGUACAUUAAGGAGAAGCUCAGUGAGAAUCUGUCUGCAGAGAAAAGCAUCAAUCUGCUCCACUGUCUGAAUGAACUGAAUGAUCGUUCUCUAGUGAAGAAGAUACAACAGUCCCUGAGUUCAGGAAGUCUCUCCACAGAUAAAUUCUCUCCUGCUCAGUGGUCAGCUCUGGUCUUCAUCUUACUGUCAUCAGAAAAAGAUCUGGAUGUGUUUGACCUGAAGAAAUUCUCUGCUUCAGAGAAGGCUCUAUUGCGGCUGCUGCCAGUGGUCAAAGCCUCCAACAAAGCUCUUCUGAGUGUCCCUAAGCUCUCAGAAAGAAGUUGUGAAGCUCUGUCUUCAGUUCUGAGCUCCCAGUCCUCUAGUCUGAGAGAGCUGGACCUGAGUAUCAACACCUUGCAGGAAUCAGCAGUGACACUUCUGUCUGCUACAGUGAGGAGUCCACAGUGUACCCUGAAAAUACUCAGACUAAGUCUCUGUAACUUGUCACUGAGAGGUUAUGAAGCUCUGUCCUCAGUUCUCAGCGCCCAGUACUCUAGUCUGCGAGAGCUGGACCUGAGUAACAAUGACCUGAAGGAUUCAGCAGUGAAGCUUCUUUCUGCAGGCCUGAGGAGUCCACAUUGUAAACUAAAUACUCUGAGUCUGUCAGGCUGUCUGAUCACAGAGGAAGGCUGUACUUCUCUGGCCUCAGCUCUGAGCUCCAACCCUUCCCAUCUGAGAGAGCUGGACCUGAGCUACAAUCAUCCAGGUGAUUCAGGAGUGAAGCUGCUGUCAGCUGGACUGAAAGAUCCAGGCUGGAGACUGGACACUCUCAGGGUGGAGCCUGCUGGAGUCCAAUGGUUGAGACCAGGUCUGAGGAAGUAUUCCUGUCAACUCACAAUUGACAUAAACACAGUACACACAAACCUCCAACUGUCUGACAACAACAUGAAGGUGACACGUGUGAAGGAGGUUCAGUCAUAUCCUGAUCAUCCAGACAGAUUUGAUGUUUGGAAACAGCUGCUGUGUAGAAAUGGUCUGACUGGUCGCUGUUACUGGGAGGUCGAGUGGAGAGGUAAUGUUUUUAUAUCAGUGAGUUACAGAAGAAUCAAAAAGAAAGGAGGCAGUUAUGUCUGUUGGUUUGGACGAAAUGAUCAGUCCUGGUUUCUGUACUGCUCUGAUGAUGGUCGCCAUGCUGUCUGUCACAAUGACAAAGUAACGUCCAUCUCUUCCUCCUCCUCCUCCUCCUCCUCCUCCUCUGUCUCUAACAGAGUAGCAGUGUAUGUGGACUGUCCUGCUGGCACUCUGUCCUUCUACAGAGUCUCCUCUGACACUCUGACCCACCUCCACACCUUCAACACCACAUUCACUGAAACCCUUUAUCCUGGGUUUGCAUUUGAUCCUGGUUCCUCAGUGUCCCUGUGCUGA